Messenger RNA from Monodelphis domestica (gray short-tailed opossum), 2726 nucleotides. Lineage: Eukaryota; Metazoa; Chordata; Mammalia; Didelphimorphia; Didelphidae. The record is from RefSeq and is a predicted model, not a curated record.
GACAGAAAGCAGAGAGAUUCUAGAAUGGAAGAGGUGAGAGGGACAGCUUGUAAUGAUCCUGGGCACACAGCCACCUGCUAAUCCAGACUAGUUCCUGCCCGGACAGUGGGCACCCCCUGGCACACAAAGUGGAUCGAGGUCUUGGUACUUUCUAUCCAUUCCCUUCUUGUCACCAUGAGCCUGGAACUGUACUUGGACCUUAUCUCCCCACCCUGUCGGAGCAUUUAUGUCUUUGCCAAGAUGAACAAUAUCCGUUUCGACUACUUCCCUGUGGAUCUGCUGCGAGGUGACCACCACAGUAAAGAAUUUGAAGCCAUCAACAUGCUGAAGACAGUGCCUGUACUCAAAGAAGGAGAUUUCACCCUGAUUGAGAGUGUGGCCAUACUGCUGUACCUAACCCGCAAAUACAGGACCUCCAUCUAUUGGUACCCUCCUGACGUACAGCUGCGGGGCUUGAUUGAUGAAUAUAUGGCCUGGCAGCAUGACAGCAUACAUCUAAAAAUGCAAAAGUUUCUGUGGUCAAAGUUGCUGAUCCCACUGAUUACGGGCCAAGAAAUGCCAAAGGAAAAACAGGAUGAACUACUUGGAGAGGUCAAUGUGAAUGUCCAGUUGUUCACGGACCACUUCUUGAAGGAUAAGCCAUUUAUAGCAGGGAAUAUCAUCUCCUUGGCUGAUCUCCUGGCUGCUAUGGAAAUGAUGCAGAGCUCUCCAAUUUCCAGAUGUCUUGAAGUUACAGGGACAAGUUGGAGGCAGAGCUUAGAGCUAGAAACAAAUGCAGAGUCGCCAACCAAGGUUUUAUGGAAAGAAAAAACUCAUCAGGAAUUGGAGCUUUGAGAGGAAGAAGAUUCUGCUACAGGAGCCCAGAUCUGAAGCUGGAAACCCCUCAGAAACCACAGCAUCCAACUGCCUCGUUGUACAGAGGAGGAAAUUCAGUUCCAGACUGGUUAAGGGGCUUACCUGAUGCCAUACAGGUCAGAAGCACCAGAGGCAAGAUUGGAACCCCAGGCAUUCUGACUCCACACCCCACGCUCUUUACUGAUGAGGUAAAUAUUGAUGUGGUAACUGGGUGGUGCAAUGGAUAGAUCACUGGGCCUGGAGUCAGGAAGACUCAAAUAUAAAUCAAGCCUCAGACACUUACUGGCUGUGUGUGCCUAGGCAAGUCACUUACCUUCUGUUUGCCUCAGUUCCCUCAUAGGUAAAAUGGGCAUAACAACAGCACCCAUAUAAGGUAAUAGUUGCAAAGUGCUCAGCCCAGUGCUUGGCAUAUAGUCAUUGCCAGAUAAAUGUAGCUACUGUUAUUAGUAUUCUGUCAUAGAAGAGAGUGUGUCUUGAGUAGAAGUAAAAGGCUCCUAACAUCUGUUGCAGCUCUGAGAUGCUGAAAUUCAGUGGGGUGGGAACAAGAGUCCUUUAAAACACACACACACACACACACACACACACACACACACACACAAAUCUAGGAGAAAAAGAUCAGAUGGGAAAGACUUCAUUCAAUACAUUAUGUCACAAGCAGAAAAGAUGAACCUAGCAGAACUUGGUUUGCCAUUCACGACCAUGUUUACAUAUUGGCAAUUAAAAGUAUUAUUUAUUCAGAAUAUCAUUUCAAAUUCCGGGGAUGCCACAAGACUAUGAGCUAUGGACCACGAUAGCUCUGAAGAAUUGAAGCUGAGCAUCACCCAGAAGAUGGCAGCCAGAUGGCACAGUGGAUGGAACACUGGAUUUGGAAUCAGGAAGAUUCAUUUUCAUGAGUUCAGAUCCAGCCUAGAGAUGUAUUAGAUGGACAAGCUAUUUAACCUAUUUGCCUCAAUUUCCUCACCUGGAAAAAUGAACUGGAGAUGAAGAUGGAAAACCACUCCAGGAUCUCUGCCAAAAAAACUCCAAAUGGGGAGAGGAAGAGUGACAUAGGCACAACCAACAGGACAAAACAAUAAAAACAAAAUCAUCCAGAAGGUACUGGAAAGGCACAAAAUAGGCGUGAGUAUUUGACACAUAUGGCAAAGAAACACAGCAAAGAAUGUCAUCAAAGAACUGUGUAAUAGGGAAAAAAAUAUAUGGCAGGAAAGAAGAUAGGGUGGUCACAUGGUGAGAGGAUGGAAAAACCAAUAGGUUGUCCCUGUGCUCUUCUGGUAUACUCUCAAUGUCAAGAGAAAGGAAUGAAAGUCACCCUCAGUCUAGUGAUGGGACCCCUAUGGCUAAAUGAUGGGAGGACUUGAGUUAAAGUCCCAUUGGAUGGGCAGCCAUGUGGGUAGGUUGUGCUCUGCAUGGAGGGAGGGAACCCCCUAGUGAUGAGAUCAUGGGGUCAGGGGGUUUGCUGUUGGCUUGCCCCAGGACUCCUGGGUAAGGCCCCCUGUGGGCUGUACUCCUUUCUCACCCUGGUGAACCACAUUCUUCCCAAGGAGAACUGAAAAGCAUUUUCCCUCUUCCUCUACAUCCCCACCACACCUCAGGACUUUGUUCCAAGAGUCACAAAUGACUUGUUGUGGUAUUCAGUCAAUGACUGGCUGAGUCUUCUUCUCUCCCCUAAUUGCUACCUUCUUCGGCAGAGACCCCAAUAUGCUACCCUUCCACUUGCCAACCAUCACUACAACAGCUGAGUUCUCCAACUCAGUUCUCUCUGCAACCAAAAUCUCUCAAGAACUCCCUUUAUAGCAUUUCUUCACAAGAUGAAUUCAAAGACUUUUCUCAGGAAAGAAGUUCUCUCCCUCCUCUUUUUCUCUACCUCAUUC